AUGGAGAACAACAAUUUGGCGGCUACCUCCAGAGGUCAAGGACCCCCGGACCCCAACCCACAGCAGGAUCGGCAAGGUUUAAGAGACAGAGUUCAAAAGGUCAGGUCCAACGCAUUUGAGAUUGGACGGAAGGAGAUGGACGAGUACAAAUCAAAGGCCGUCGACCUACCCGAUCAACCCGACGUAGCGCCACAGUUCACACGAGAAGAGAUCCUCGGUUUAGAACCCAAGAGCGAGCAAGCACCAAGAGACGGGCAGUUAGCUCUCCCGGCACCGCCAUCAACAUCCGCAGAUGACCCCCAAGGUCUCUAUCAACCACCGCCUGACUGGAUGUUGCCACAAUCGAAACCAGCGAAGCCUAAGAAGCUAGCACCUGCAGAUGUCCCCGAAUCCGAAGCUUCGGCAUUCGAGCCGUAUUCUAGCUUCCAUCUUUCGCAGCGCAUUCUGCCACACCAGGUCCUAACCAGACACCUCUCUGAGAAAAAGAUUUUUAAGUUACCAGAUUUACUCCGGAAAGUCAAGGGGCCCGAGUUCCAGCUUCCCGAUAUCGAGCAAGAUAUCGUCGUCUUCGCCAUUGUGGCAAAAAAGUCGGAACCACGCUCGCAUAAACCCAGACCGGAUCAAAAAGGGAAACAGACAGACAAGGGCAAAUACAUGGUGAUUACGCUGUGUGAUUUGAAGUGGGAGCUUGAGCUGUUCCUCUUUAACUCGGGGUUCACUCGGUUCUGGAAGGUCACAGAAGGCACUGUGCUGGCAAUCUUGAAUCCUACGAUCAUGCCGCCACCGGUUGGCCGCGAAGCCACUGGUCGUUUCAGUUUGGUCAUCAACUCGGAUGCCGACACAAUCAUGGAAGUAGGGAAGGCUCGGGAUCUGGGCUUCUGCAAAUCCAUAAAGAAGAACGGCGAGUACUGCAAUUCGUGGGUUAACAAGAAACGAACAGAGUUCUGCGAGUUUCAUACCAACGAGGCAGUCUCCAAGCAGCGCGCAGCACGCAUUGAGAUCGGCACCAUGGAUUUCGGCAUGAGUGGUGCAGAGAAAUGGCGAAUGAACUCUCGUUACGUCACUAAGCCUCCUACCGCGGCAGAACAAAAGAAGAGCCAAUACGACAGGGAAACACAUAGCCAUUGGUUUGCCACGAAAUCCAUGAGCGCGGCGCAGCUUAUAGAUGGUGCCCAGGCUCUCGCGGAUCGGAGGGAGAAGGAAGAGGGGCUGAAGAAGCGGAUGCUUCAACAAGAGCGAGAACGCGGAAUCAUGCAGCGUCUGGGCAAGAUCGGCACUGGUGCUGGAAGGGAUUACAUGAAAAGGGCAGAACGUGGUCCUACUUCCAGUGUAUCCGCUUCCUUCCCUCCGCCGGGACCGUCAUCAUCCAACGCCAUUGAAGAAGAAGCAAAGCCCGAUGCUAAAGCUCUGGGUCUGGUAGGAUCGAGGAGUAGGGACCUCGCAAUCCACCUGAGCCCUAUUAAACGCAAGAGGCCGCAGAGUGCGCAAUCCAGUUCUUCGGUCGGUGCUCCAGCAUCAGCAACAACUGGCGCGAAGUCUGGUUUCGGUUGGGGUGGCAACCUCAAGGACAAGCUGAGCAAGAUGAAGGAGGGCGAAAAGUUGAGCAAUGACAAGCCACCGGUCCGGAAAAAGACGAGAUUCGUGACGGAGAAGGGCAUUCGCGAAGCUGGGAGAGAGAGCUUGGGGAUGGACCUGCCACGGACAGUUUCCUUUGAAGAUGAUGAUGACGACUUGGUUAUUCUUCGGUGA
Molecule: messenger RNA, 1749 nt
Organism: Colletotrichum chrysophilum
Lineage: Eukaryota; Fungi; Ascomycota; Sordariomycetes; Glomerellales; Glomerellaceae
Exons: 2
Coding region: 1-1749 (582 amino acids)
Biological process (GO): DNA replication initiation; DNA replication
Cellular component (GO): replication fork protection complex; nucleus
Molecular function (GO): single-stranded DNA binding; DNA replication origin binding
Source: RefSeq, a predicted model, not a curated record